AUGGCGUCUAAUGAAAUUGAAAGCCAGGGGGUUUUGAGAACAAUCAAAGAUCUAACUGCAGGCGCUGCUGGGGGUAUUGCGCAGGUUCUUCUCGGCCAACCAUUUGAUAUUGUCAAGGUCCGCCUCCAAACAACGACACAGUACUCAAGUGCCUUGGAUUGCUCGACAAAAAUUUUAAAGAAUGAAGGUCCAUUGGCUUUUUAUAAGGGAACGUUGACACCAUUGAUUGGUAUUGGUGCUUGUGUCAGCGUCCAAUUCGGAGCUUUCCACGAAGCACGGCGACGCUUCGAAGAGCUUAACGCAAAGAAGAACCCCCUAAACACAUCCCUGUCUUAUCCACAAUAUUACCUUGCCGGAGCUUUUGCUGGAAUUACCAAUUCUGUGAUAUCUGGGCCUAUAGAGCAUGUCCGUAUCCGGUUACAGACCCAGCCCCAUGGCGCCCAGCGGAUAUAUAACGGACCACUAGAUUGCAUCCGCAAACUGUCUUCCCAUGAAGGAGUCCUCAAGGGGCUUUAUAGGGGAGAACUCGUCACCAUCUUGCGAGAAGCCCAAGCGUACGGUGUUUGGUUCCUCAGUUUCGAAUACCUCAUGAACUGGGAGGCGAAGCGCAAUAAUAUUAAACGAGAAGAGAUUUCCGCCGUUAAAAUCGCAACGUAUGGAGGACUGGCUGGCGAAGCUCUCUGGUUGGGAAGUUAUCCUCUCGAUGUGGUUAAGAGUAAAAUGCAGAGUGAUGGGUUUGGGGCUCAACAAAAAUUUUCUGGGAUGACUGAUUGUUUUAAGAAAACCUUUGCGGCGGAGGGGCUGGGUGGUUUCUGGAAAGGAAUCGGACCAACAUUGUUGAGGGCGAUGCCAGUUUCAGCAGGGACGUUCGCAGUGUGA
Molecule: messenger RNA, 879 nt
Organism: Paracoccidioides lutzii Pb01
Product: hepatocellular carcinoma down-regulated mitochondrial carrier protein
Exons: 4
Coding region: 1-879 (292 amino acids)
Biological process (GO): mitochondrial L-ornithine transmembrane transport
Molecular function (GO): L-ornithine transmembrane transporter activity
Source: RefSeq, a predicted model, not a curated record